GCACAAUUUUAUCUCUUCUCUCUUUGCUUUCCUUAAUUCUUGGCAGUGUUCCCUCCAUCCUCGUCUCUUCCACCUCUGUAACUAAUCCAGUGCCUGUUGUCAACUGCUUCCUGCAAACUCAAAGUGUCUGAGCAUAUUGCAUAGUUGCAUAGACAUAGCUGCUGAUUUUGUCACAUUUUUCAAUUGAUAUUUGCCAUUGAAAAAAAGAAGAAGAAGCAACUAUUGCUUUUGCAUAAUUACCAGAAUUCCAAAUCAAAUUUUGUUGCUUUAGGCCUACCCAUCAUCACUGGAACCUAAUAAUGUCACUUGUAGUCCACUCAUCCUAUAUUGCCCCUUUGCGUUUUUCACCAUGGAAGAUUUACAAUUCAAAUUCCCAGCAAAAAUUUUCCUGUAAUUCCUUUACCCCUUUACAACAUAGAACGGUUUCAAGUUGUAAAAUUAGGCAUAUAUCCGCCCACUUUAGAAAUGAACCAAAUGAUCUUCAUAAGUAUGUAGCUAGAUGCAAGGGACAUGAUUAUGAGUCAUAUACUGAACAAAGUACGAUGUCCUUGGAUUGGGAUGUUGAAGAAGAAUUUGAAGAUACAGAGUCGCCAUGGGAAGGUGCUGUUAUAUACAAGAGAAACGCAUCAGUUUCACAUUUGGAGUAUUGCACUACCUUGGAGAGAUUAGCUCUGGGAAAGCUUUCCACUGAUGUCUCAAAAACUAGGGCUUCUGUUAUGGGAUUGCGUGUUACGAAAGCCGUGAAGGACUACCCCAAUGGAACUCCUGUUCAGAUCUCUAUAGAUGUGACCAGGAAGAAGAAAAAAUUGAGGCUUGAUGGUAUCAUAAAAACUGUCAUCACUCUUCUUUGCAAUAGGUGUUGCAUGCCGUCUGCCGAGUGCAUAUUCUCUGAGUUCUCUCUUUUACUUACUGAAGAACCCAUUGAUGAACCAGAGACUAUUGAUUUGGGAGUUAUUUUUGGGGAAGACAAAUUUACAACCUCUGGAAACAGUGGUGAGAAUGAUAAUGAAGAUGCACUAAUUGAUUUGGAUGAUCAGCUAUAUUUUCCUCCUGAAGAGAAACAAAUUGACAUUUCAAAGAACAUAAGAGACAGGGUGCAUCUUGAGAUUACCAUGAAUUCAGUAUGUGAUCCUGAGUGCAAAGGCAUGUGCCUGAAAUGUGGUCAAAACUUCAACACUGGCAAUUGCAAUUGUAGCAAAGAGGAAGUAAAAGAAAAAAGCUUUAGCCCGUUUGGAAAUUUAAAAGAGCAGAUACAGUUGUAACAUUUACGAGGCUCCAUGUGAUGUGAUGCGGAAUGGUAAAACAUAUUUUUUAAUUAUUGUUUUAUGUAGGAUUACUGUUAUUCUUGGAAAUUUUAGAACUUCCUCUUAUUUAACAUAGACACCUCAUAAUCAGGAAAAAACUUAUAUUUGACUUUUUAGAAAAUUGUUGU
Messenger RNA from Gastrolobium bilobum, 1432 nucleotides. Its product is annotated as large ribosomal RNA subunit accumulation protein YCED homolog 1, chloroplastic. The transcript has 3 exons. Bases 300 to 1262 code for a protein of 320 amino acids. The record is from RefSeq and is a predicted model, not a curated record. Lineage: Eukaryota; Viridiplantae; Streptophyta; Magnoliopsida; Fabales; Fabaceae.